AUUUCUCACUUGCUAUUUGCCUUACUUUCAUUAUUUUCCUUUGCUGCCCUUCUGGAAGCGCAGUGGAAACUGAGGGAAAAUGUGUACGUCAUAGAAUCAGAGUGGACUGAUGAGACACCAGCUAAAAGAGUGGAGCUCACCUGUAACACAUCUGAUGAAGCACUGCCAGUUUACUGGAAUAAGGGCGCUGAACUGAUAGGAACUGGAAAGACUCUGAUUGCCGAAGUGAAAGAGUUCCCAGAUGCUGGCAACUACACCUGUCUGACAGCUAAUACCCAUGAAAUCGUCAGCUAUGAUUUCUUCCUUAUAACUAAAAUAGACUCCAAUGGGCAAAUGAUAAGGUCAAUUCUGAAAAGCUUUAAAGAGCCAAACAGGACAUUUUUAAAAUGUGAGGCAAAGAACUACUCUGGAAUUUUCAUAUGUUCAUGGAUGACAGAAAAUGAGAGUCCAAAUGUGAAGUUCACAAUCAGAAGUCUAAAAGGCUCUCAAGGAGACAUAACCUGCAGCAGCCCUGUAGCUCACACUGAUAAAUCAGUGACUGAAUACACAGCCCAGUGCCAGAAAGAAAACUACUGUCCAUUUGCUGAAGAGCACCAGCCAAUUGAGAUGUUCCUGGAGGUCAUUGAUGAGGUGGAAUAUGAGAACUACACUAGCAGCUUCUUCAUCAGAGAUAUCAUAAAACCCGACCCACCCCAAUGUCAGUAUGUGGCCGCAAAUAGAACAGUGACCUGGACAUAUCCGAGAACAUGGAGCACACCAAAGUCCUACUUCCCUUUGACUUUCAGGGUCAAAGUUGAAAGUACAAAGAAACGCAAAAGCCAGGUCUAUGAUGCUGAUGAGCAGUCUAUUCAGGUUGCAACAACUGGGCCAAAAGACAGGAUCUCUGUGCAGGCCAGGGAUCGCUAUUACAGCUCAUCCUGGAGUGAGUGGUCUUCACUUUGCAGGUAAGACUUGAACCAUCUACUGAAGGAA
Messenger RNA from Nipponia nippon (crested ibis), 972 nucleotides. It is a transcript of the gene IL12B, whose product is annotated as interleukin 12B. Gene Ontology annotation, molecular function: protein binding. The record is from RefSeq and is a predicted model, not a curated record. NCBI's taxonomy places the organism in Eukaryota, Metazoa, Chordata, Aves, Pelecaniformes, Threskiornithidae.